AUGGUUUGCUGGGCCGCGCCAUGUUGCGGUCUGCUAGUUUGCUGCCUGCUGGCGCUAGCCUGCACACCGGCUCUUGGGUUUGUGAAAGGGCCCCGGCCAAACGCGGUGCCAGGCCUGAUUGUCAAGCUCAAGGACGACGUGGUCACCAUGUCGGCGGCAGGCACCGCAGACCUUGAGCCCAUCAAGGGCAGCUCCCAGCUCAACCUGUACAAAGUCAAGAUCACCGACGGCAAGAAGCCCAAGAUCAAGGCGGCCGAGCUGCAAGCGCUGGGGGAUGUGGAGUUUGCAGAGCCGGACGAUUGGAUGAGCAUAGCUGGCGGGCGCAUGCUGCGGGCGGCGCCCAGGCCGCCGCCGCCGCCGCCACGGCCUAGGCCCAGGCCGCCCCCCGCCACCAGGCGGCCCAACGACGCGUAUUACAAUCUGCAGUGGGGCCUGGAGCGCAUCCGGGCGCCACGUGCGUGGGCCCACAUCGUAGACGCCUCCCCCGUCCCUGUGUGCAUAGUGGACACUGGGGUCAAGUACAACCACCCCGACCUAGCGCCCAACCUGGUCCCAAUGACGGCAGAGUGGCAGAGGAGCAACUACGAUGACAACCUCCACGGCACACACGUGGCUGGUAUCAUCGGCGCGGCGGGCAACAACAGGCGUGGCGUGGCGGGGGUGGCCUGGAAGGCCCGCAUCCUGGCCUGCAAGGCGCUCGACUCCACAGGCUGGGGCCUGACAUCAAAAAUCAUAGAGUGCAUCCUGUGGUGCAGGUCCCAAGGAGCCCGUGUCAUCAACACCUCGCUUGUUGGGAAGAACGAGAACUUGGCUCUCAAGGCAGUCAUGAACGCUAGCACGCGUGCCGGCGUCUUCUUCGCCAGCGCCGCCGGCAACUACGAGCUCUCUAAGCAGAACGACAAUGACAAGAGUCCUCGGUACCCGGCCAGCUGGGACUUCCCCGGCCACGUGGCGGUGGCCAACAUGAAUGAGGGGGAUGAGCUGGAUAACACCAGCAACUACGGUGCGACCUCGGUGGAUGUGGCCGCCCCCGGCACCAACAUCCUGUCCAGCUGGUUUGAGCGUAACGCCGAAGACCCCGGGCCUUUUAACGGGGACUUUUAUGCCAAGGCGACGGGCACCUCGCUGGCCGCUCCCUAUGUGGCGGGCGCCGCGGCGCUGGCCAUGGCCGCCUCGGGCGGCACGCUGACCAAUGCGCAUGUCGCAAACCUUUUGGUGAAGACAUCCACCUGGAAGGCGGGGCUCAACGGAACUGUGGUGUCUAAUGGCGUGAUCAAUCUAGAGCAGCUCGUGGGACCCAGGCCCACCACGCCGCCGGGUCUGAUCGUCAAGUUGAAAGACGACGCCGUGGGGAUGGCGGCGGCAGCGGCCUCCGUCGGCAUGCGCGCCAUCUCCACAAACCUCAAUCUCUAUAGCGUAAAGAUCACGGACGGCAAGGCGGCUCAGGCCAAGGCGAAGGAGCUAGAAAAGCUGGGGGGUGUGGAGUAUGUGGUGUCGGACGAGUGGGUCAGCAUAGCAGAUGGGUCAGCCAUGGGGCGUGUGGAGCGGAUGCUACACACGGCUUUCAGCCGGCCGCCGCCCCCCACACCCAUCCGGCGUCCGCCGCCACGGCCUCCCUCGCCACGGCCCAGGCCUUCGCCGCCGCCGCUGAAGAGGCCGCCGCCGCCGCUGCGCAAGCCACCGCCGCCACCACGGCGGCCGCCACCGCCGCGUCGGCCGCCGCCUCCGCCUCCGGCAGUCAAGAAACCCGACGACCUGUUCUAUAGGGAAUUGUGGGGGCUGCCGCGCAUCCGGGCGCCGCAGGCCUGGGGCUAUGCCAGGGGUUCAACCAUGGUGAAGGCCUGCAUUGUGGACACAGGGGUCAAGUACAACCAUCCCGACCUGGUCGCCAACCUGGCGGCCAUGCCCACAGCCUGGCAGGCAAAGAACAUGGACGACAACGGGCAUGGCACCCACGUGGCGGGCAUCAUUGGCGCGGUGGGCAACAACGGACUGGGGGUGACGGGUGUCUCCUGGAGGGCCGGCAUCCUGGCCUGCAAGGCGCUCGACUCCACAGGCUGGGGACUCAUCUCGAAAGUGGUGUGGUGCAUCGAGUGGUGCAGGUCCAAGGGCGCCCGUGUCAUCAACACCUCCUUCGAGCUUGCCACGGAAAACGUCCCGCUGAGAGAGGCGAUCGGCAACGCCACGGCAGCGGGCGUCUUCUUCGCGGGCGCCGCGGGAAAUACCGAGGGCGGCAACGACAACGACAAGUCCAACCGCUACCCUGGCGGCUACAAGUUUGCCGGCAACGUGGCUGUGGCCAACAUGAACUCAGACAACAAAAUCAACUACAACAGCAACUACGGCGGCACCACGGUGCAGCUGGCGGCCCCCGGCACCAACAUUCUUUCCACCUGGUUCUCGCGGGAGUAUGCCGGGCAGUUCUACGCCAUCCGUACCGGCACCUCCAUGGCAGCUCCCUAUGUGUCGGGCGCCGCGGCGCUGGCCAUGGCCGCUUCUGGCGGACACCUCACCAACAAGCAGGUGGCAAAGCUGCUGGUGACGACCUCCACCCCCGUGGCAGCACUGCGCGGCAAGGUGGUGGCCAACGGCGUGAUCAACCUGGAAAAGCUGGUGAUCAAGGCCGUCGACGCGGGGAAGGCGGCAGCCGCCGCCCAGGCCAAGGCAGCGGCCGAGGCGGCGGCCAAGGCCAAGGCCCAGGUGGUGGCGAAAGCUGCGGCGCUGAAGGCAGCACAGGCGGCGGCGCUGAAGGCAGUGCAGGCGGCGGCGCAGAAGGCAGCGGGACGAUAGGCGUGGCGCUAUCCACCGAGCCUGCUGUUUGAAG
This is a messenger RNA of Chlorella variabilis, 2824 nucleotides long. RefSeq lists its product as hypothetical. The transcript is spliced from 19 exons. Gene Ontology annotation, biological process: proteolysis. Gene Ontology annotation, molecular function: serine-type endopeptidase activity. Bases 1 to 2790 code for a protein of 929 amino acids. The record is from RefSeq and is a predicted model, not a curated record. Lineage: Eukaryota; Viridiplantae; Chlorophyta; Trebouxiophyceae; Chlorellales; Chlorellaceae.